AUGUCUUUUUCAGAAGAACUCAAAAGACUAGAAAGCGAAAGAAAAUGGUUUGAUAUGACUGAGCAUAUCAAGCGUGGAGUCGUUAACUCUCUGUCUGAUGCUGAUCUUGAUUUUUCCUUGGAUAUUUUGUCUAGAAAUGCGGUAAAGAUCCACCCAAUGAGUCUAACAUCGGCAAUAGUCGCUCUCUUCAGUUACAUCUCACCAGAAAAGGCAAGCAGUAUUAUCCAAACUGCAAUCUCUACAUUAGAGUCGAGUUUUGUUAGUCAGAGCAGCUAUUUUCAAGAAAUUGCCACUCUCAGGCUGCACUUUUACAUUGCUUCAAUAAAACAAAAGAACUUUGAAAACAUAGAAAGCCAAAUAAUCGCGCUAAAAGACGCCGCUCUUUCAAACGAUAACUUAAAUUUACUGUAUCUCGUUGCAGCACUGUUUUAUGAAAGCACAGGAAAUUGUGAAGAAGCGCAAAGCUACCUAUUUUUACAUGCGAAGCAAACAGGCGCAGUCUACAAUAUUGAGAAGCUGGUAGAGCUCUCCAUUAAGUCCUCUACAUUCUUUGACUUCUCUGCAGUAUCGGCCUUUAAAGAGUUUGAUGGCCUGAGCAACGCCCCGUUGAGAAAUCUUUUCCUAUGUCUUUCAGAUGGCGACAUUAGCAGCAUCAACACCAAAGACAUUUUUAAUAUUCUUAAAACUAACAAUGUUGACCAGCUUACCACCAAGGUGCAUCUUCUAAAUAUUAUCAAAAUAUGCUUUAAGUCUGAACAGAAAGUUCGUUACCUUUGA
Vittaforma corneae ATCC 50505 is the source of this 777-nucleotide messenger RNA. RefSeq lists its product as uncharacterized. NCBI's taxonomy places the organism in Eukaryota, Fungi, Microsporidia, Nosematidae. The transcript has a single exon. The record is from RefSeq and is a predicted model, not a curated record. Bases 1 to 777 code for a protein of 258 amino acids.